Molecule: messenger RNA, 1899 nt
Organism: Octopus sinensis (East Asian common octopus)
Lineage: Eukaryota; Metazoa; Mollusca; Cephalopoda; Octopoda; Octopodidae
Product: cilia- and flagella-associated protein 300-like
Exons: 8
Coding region: 1003-1782 (259 amino acids)
Source: RefSeq, a predicted model, not a curated record
ACGAUUAGAUUUAUCUAGUUCUCAAUGAGUACAUAUUUCAUCGAUCCUUGAAGGAUGAAAGGCAAGAUUGAUUACGGCGGGAUUUGAACUUAAACUAUAAAUCCAUGCAACUAAAUACUUGCAGGUUACUGACAGAUGAUAGAUCACCGGAUAACAGCCCUUGUGGUAUUUAGUUACGCCCUUUUGGACCUUCGAUACAAAUGCUAGAACUAUGCUGGGAGGAAGGAACCUUGGAACCAUUAUUCGAUAGCUCGAUAACUUUUUAUUCCAAAAGGCUGACUUAUUUUACCAACCUACAUUAUUCAUAUUGUUAAAAUAUUUAAAUCAACUAAUAUUAGAGUUGUUUUGCGAGCUUAAUUUAAACGUCCAUAGAGGAAGCUCCCCCCUCCCAACCCUAGUUCUGACUAAUUGCUUGGAUGAUUUUAGUUGAUCGAAGAAGUUAUUCAGUAUAUAUGUCACAUAGAAAGUUUGUUACUCCAGACUACACAGUCUUACACACAGUUUGGGCUUAUGUGGGCUUUUGUGUGACAUUCCAUACACGUAUAUAGGGCAGCAUGUCAGAUGUGAAGUGUUAAAUUUCUCCCAUUAUUUUGUCUCAUUUGCGGGUAAUUGUUGCUAUUGCUGUUUAACCUCAAGUUAGUCUUGACCGAGUAGACCCAGGGUCAUAACUAUCCGUCUUUUAUAUAUCAAUGACAACCCUUAAAUGUCUUUUUUUUUUCUUUUUAAGGUAGUGUGUUAUUUGAGGGAGAUUUUGUACAAUUUCUAGAAGAGUAACCAAACAGACUUCUGAUACCUUACCAGUACAGGUCACCACCAGAGCAGCUCUGCUUUUGUGGUGGAUAGAUCAGAGGAGAAGCAGCUAGUCUCCAGUUCUAAUUGCUACAUUGUGGUUAGUUUUAUUCUAAGUGAUGCUUAACGACUCGUUAUAGUUUUAUUUUUGAAUAUUCGUCGUUAACCGAAUACGUGCUCACAAUUUGACAGGUACAAACAAGAAUCAAAGAAAUGACUAAUUCAGGAGAAAUCACUUGUUUCACUUUCCGCCAUGUGCCUGGCAAAACAUUUUCAUUCACAGAAAAUAAGGACAACUGCGACUUUCUUAUGAAAUGGGGUAUGAAGGAUACUUUGAAAAUUCAACUAUUUUCUUUUGAUCAAGCAUUUCAAUCUUAUCAGUACAAGACUCUGAUUAAUAGCUUUUUUAAUAAUCCAACAAUAAUUAGCAACUUGGAAAUUUGCUCAGCUAAUGGCUGGAGCAGACUUGGCCAAAAGGCAUCCAAAGUUGACAUAGAGAUUGUACCCUGUACUCUCCUUUCUAUGGAAUUUUUUGAUCGAUUGAAAGAGAAUGGAGUUAUCUAUGAGAGUGGAAGAUUAUACAAAUGUUUUGAUGAGUAUUAUGAAAAUUUUGCUAUAUCUGAUGAACUUAGGAAGAUGCUUCUACUAGAAGAAAGUGAUAAUUACAACCUAUAUUCACCCAGUGAAAAAGAAGAAUUUUUAUUUUGCUUACUGAAGCACUUAUGUUUGGGUGGAAAAGUUUGCCAGUUUGAAGAUGAUUUUGGACCUUAUGAAGAUAUGGUAAAGAAAUUAUAUAAAGAAUUAGUGUGUGCUCAAAAAGUUCCAGAUUCUCAACAACCUAGAAUUGUUUCUUCUGUCUAUAAGGUUACAGCAUACGAUGAAGAUGACACCAUGAUAUAUCCAUCUGAUGCUGCACAUAUUCAAACAUUUGCUUAUCUCGUUGUGGAUCCAUUGAAACAUUAUAUCACUGUAUUGUAUCAUUGUUUUUGUUAAACUUAAUAAUAGAGUUACCAAUUUUCAUGUUUUUUCCCUGAACAUUAAAUUAUCUAUUUUGUAGUUUUCCUUGUUUUGCUUUCUUUUAUUACAAACAUAAUAAAUAUAUGGAAAUAA